This is a messenger RNA of Ornithorhynchus anatinus (platypus), 1202 nucleotides long. Its product is annotated as C-type lectin domain family 1 member B-like. NCBI's taxonomy places the organism in Eukaryota, Metazoa, Chordata, Mammalia, Monotremata, Ornithorhynchidae. The record is from RefSeq and is a predicted model, not a curated record. The coding region runs from base 214 to 933 and encodes 239 amino acids. The transcript is spliced from 6 exons.
ACCACAAUGUUUUUAUAGUCUACAAGGGGAGAUAGGUAACUGAAGCAAGUUGCAGAUAGGGGAAAUAGACUGUGAAAGUAUGUACAUAUACACGGUGGGGUUGGGGUGAGGACCAAACUUGCCUAAAGGGAACCCAGAUAUAGGCUACAUCUCUAUCAUGUGAUUCCAUUCCUCUUUGGACACUUCACUUUCUGAAAGGUCAGAUCUACCUCCAUGGAGCUCACAGACCCGAGAGCAGAGAACAUGGAGGACGAGGACGAGGACGGAUACAUCAUGAUGAGCAUCCAACAGCAAACCUCCAUCAAGGGAUUGGCAGGAUCAGAACGAGGUCCCCGGACUCCGUCUUCCCUGUGGCGUCCAGUUGCUCUGGCUUUGCUGGUUCUGUGUCUGCUGUCUCUGUCUGGGGUGGUGACCUUGGGGACCAUGAUCAUCAGGCAACCAAACCACGUGGCAAUCCAGGAUGGAAAUGUCUCUGAGACUCUGCAGCAACUGGCCAGAAGACUCUGCCAAGAGCUUGUCUCCAAGACCAAAGGACACAAAUGCAAUCCUUGCUCCUCUCUAAAAUAUCACCAAGGAAAUUGCUACCUCCUUUCCCAUAGAAACAGAACCUGGGAGGACAGCAGGACCUAUUGUGCCAGUAAGAACUACGUGAUGCUGAAGGUUGAUAACAAGGAAGAACUGGCUUACAUCAACAGGAACACCAACAAGAUUCGCUGGAUCGGAUUGUCCCGCCGGGCCAUCGACAGUCCGUGGAUGUGGGAGGAUGGCUCAGUGCUGGCCACGGAUCUGUUCCAAAUAUCAGGAGAUGGAGAGGCCAAUCGACACUGUGCCUUUUUCCACAACGGGAAGAUCCAAGCUGCAGACUGCCAGGAAAGUUAUCCCACCUUAUGUGAGAGUGUAGGCGGAAACAUUAAGAUCGACCUCUUGCUUUGAGCCCUGUCCCAGAGGGACAUUUGGAGAAUCAGAGGGUGAAGCUGUCAUUCAGACUUCUGGGGCUUGGAACACCAAUCCAUCAUUCAAAGGUCUCAAUGAGCACUUACUGUGUGCAGAGCACUGUACUAAUUGCUUGUCCUAUCUUCUCUCCUGAUGUCAAGUUGUUUCUGACCCACAACCUCUCCAUGGACAUACUUCUCCCAGAAUGCUCCAACCUCCAUCUGCAAUCAUUUUGGCAGUGUAUCCAUAGAACUUUCUUGGUAAAAAAA